GAAUCUCGGGUGAAGUACACGAACAGUCCGGUAAAAGCGAAACAAACAAACACUUUUAUCGGUGUGUGGCAGCAGUCGGCUGCAGACGGAGCUCCGCGGUGUGUGCGCGAUCCUCAGCGCGGCGUCUCAUCUUGGCGCCGCCCGUCAGAUAAACAGACGUUUUUGUUUCUGCUCGUUCGCUCAAAAAAAAAAAAUCUGAAUUUUGUCAAUUUUGAACAAUAAUCGAGAUUAUUCUUUAAAUCUAUCUCUGCUGACAGUGACGGACCGUGUCCUCCUUGUGGUUCAAGCCGGAGCUGAGCUUUGUUUUCCGGUCGUUAGUUACAUAAUGUGGCGGUUAAGCUGUUGCUAGCCGAGCAGCGAGUCUGGAUCUGAAAUAUAUUUAUUAUUUAUUUAUUUGUCAUCUCAAACGUUUUGAACCAUGGGAGUCAGCAGGGUUUACAUCAGCAUAGGGUACGCUACCUUCGGCACCCUGGUCGGACUUUCGGCUUUCCUGGUCUGGAACAUCGCCUACAAACAGCCGUGGACGGCGGCUAUGGGAGGCCUGUCAGGAGUUCUGGCACUCUGGGCUCUCGUCACACACAUCAUGUACGUGCAGGACUACUGGCGCACUUGGCUCAAAGGCCUCAAGUUCUUCAUCACCGUCGGCAUCCUCUUCUGCGCUCUGGCAGUGGCCGCCUUCAUCACCUUCCUAACUCUCGCCAUCACACAGAAGCAAUCUCCCACUGACCCGAGGAGCCUCUACCUCUCCUGCGUGUGGAGCUUCCUGACUCUCAAAUGGGCCUUCCUCUUGGCCUUGUACUCGUACAGAUAUCGCCAGGAGUUCGCAGACAUAAGCAUCCUCAGCGAUUUCUAGUCUGGCUCUGAUUUUUCUAGACCGUGAUGGACUUUGAGGAGGUGGGGGGGGGGGUCUUAGGCUGCCAAGCAGGAGCUUUUGUUACAAAGAGGAAGGAAAAGCAGACCUGGCUAGAUUUAAAUAAAUAAAAAAAGUCACCUGACUUCACCAUAUGGAGUUGUACUUGUUGCACUUGCUUAACAAGCUCUGUAUUUGUAUUGUAACCUCCUACUUUUAUCAUAUUCCUGUAAGUAGUCAUAAGUGUAAAACCUCUAAAGACCGGAACUGCUUUUGAUCAAAUUGCUCGAGGCUAUUUAUGAAGAGACGUGCAGGUGUUUUUGUUUUUUAAAAAUCUUAAAACAGCUAAUAACGAACAACAAAGGAUCAUGGAAAUCCCCGUCGUCAUAACCGGCUUUUUAAUCCAGCGAUAAGACGUUAAACUGAAAGUGAAAUCCUCAGAACCAAAACUAAAACCUCCUACCUGAAGCCGCUCUUCUAAUGCUAGGUCGACGGUGUUUGUUGGAGUGCUUGAAUGUUUGUAGCCAAAUUAUUUUUUCAUAGUUUCACAGUUUUGAACAACAGAAUACUCGCAGUAGCUCGUAGACGGCCGCCGUGUCAGUGUCCGCAGAGUCGGCCUCUUAGCUCCCUUCGUCGUCUGUCGAUGAUUUUGAGAAAUCACUUUUUAAACUUGACAGACUUUACUCUUCCCUUCGUGCUUUUCUGUUCAUGUGAACUGAGGAAAAGGCAUUCCUGUGGAAUCUGUGCUUUUCAUCUUUUGUUCCACCAGGGGGCGACUUGCUUUUUUCUUUUUUGUCUGUCUGUCUGUCUCCAUUUGAAAAAUUCUCACAUUCCUGUCAGAAGAAAACACAAAUGGAUUUAACAAAUGAUUGCACUUUAGUCUUUGAUAUUGAUGCCAUUGUUUUGCACACGAAUCCUGUUACAAUGGGGGAAAAAAAAAAAUCAUGUUUUAGACCUUUGUCAUCCCUAUCGCACCCUUUUUAAAUAUCGAAAUACACUAUUUGUGUGUAUCAUUUAUUUUACAGCUAGUAUGAUUUGUGUAAACCAACUUAAGAUUGUUUGAAUGUGGCUUAUUUUCCAGCUGUCUACCUUUUACCAUGAAACAUGUUAAAAUGUGUUUUUGUUGACGAGAGAAUGAAUGUGAGGAUGUUACAUGUAUAUAAAACUGAACCCAUUAAAGUUGCAUUUAUUGUUAAUUA
Messenger RNA from Larimichthys crocea (large yellow croaker), 2049 nucleotides. RefSeq names its product solute carrier family 48 member 1a (gene slc48a1a). Gene Ontology annotation, molecular function: heme transmembrane transporter activity; heme binding. The coding region runs from base 419 to 853 and encodes 144 amino acids. Gene Ontology annotation, biological process: heme transport. The transcript has 3 exons. Gene Ontology annotation, cellular component: lysosomal membrane; plasma membrane. The record is from RefSeq and is a predicted model, not a curated record. NCBI's taxonomy places the organism in Eukaryota, Metazoa, Chordata, Actinopteri, Sciaenidae.